Micropterus dolomieu (smallmouth bass) is the source of this 1103-nucleotide messenger RNA. Its product is annotated as low affinity immunoglobulin gamma Fc region receptor II-like. The transcript has 7 exons. Gene Ontology annotation, molecular function: transmembrane signaling receptor activity. NCBI's taxonomy places the organism in Eukaryota, Metazoa, Chordata, Actinopteri, Centrarchiformes, Centrarchidae. Bases 1 to 852 code for a protein of 283 amino acids. The record is from RefSeq and is a predicted model, not a curated record. Gene Ontology annotation, biological process: cell surface receptor signaling pathway.
AUGCAACUGAGGAAGUCAGGAAAGGAGGACGACAGCUCUGCUGGAUGGACACUGAGGAGGAACACGAGUGAAGAAGGGCUGUCUGAGUGUGGAGCUGACUGGGGAAAAUCAGCUGGUUCUUCCUGCAACAUCAGCUUCAUCCUGCCAUUGGACAGCGGAGUUUACUGGUGUGAGUCCAGAGAGGGAGCAACCAGUAACACCAUCAACAUCACUGUCACUGGUGGACCAGUGAUCCUGCAGAGUCCUGUCCUCCCUGUGAUGGAGGGACAUGAUGUCACUCUGCACUGUAAAACAGAGACCCCUCCCUCCAACCUCCCAGCUGGUUUCUAUAAAGAUGGCUCCCUCAUCAGGACUGAGCCUACAGGUCACAUGAUCAUCCACCAUGUUAACAAGUCUGAUGAAGGCCUCUACAAGUGUAACAUCAGCGGUCGUGGAGAGUCUCCAUCCAGCUGGAUCUCUGUCACAGUGAAAGCCACCCCUCCUCCUGGUUCCUCCUCCACUUCCUCACCCACCUCACCUCCCGGUUCCCCCUCUCCUCCUCUCUCCGUUCAAUAUUUCUGUGUGCUGGUUCUACUGGUUCCACUGAUUCUACUUGUUCUACUGGUGAGACGAUGCAUUCAUAGGAAACCUAAAGCUGCUGAAGAAGAAGUUGGGGAGGAUGACAUCACAUACAGUCAUGUCAAAAUAUCACAUCACCUACAGCAGCCAAUCAGACACAGCAAAGAGAGUGAACCAGUCUACUCAGCAGUGAGAGGAGCAGGAGACGUCAGUUAUGGACAAAUAGUCAUCAGACCACAAAGGACGAGAGAGUUUCCAGCAGAGCCAGAGGUCGUCUACUCUUCACUGAGGUAGACCUUCACACCUUCACACCAGUCCAACCGCUGAUGUCCAGCUGGCCUGUAAUCCAUUUAUUAUACUUCACUGUUAAAGCUAAAUUAGACAAACAGCUCAGAUUUAGUGAAUGAUUUUAAAUAUUUGUGUAUUUCAUUGAAAUAUCAGUGACAUGAAAAAAACUAAAACCAAAUAAUUGCUAAAUUGUUAAAAUACUUUUUUAAGUUACUCAUUCCUGUUUCAUUGUACUUUCAUUCAUAUACUUCUACUGA